Metopolophium dirhodum (rose-grain aphid) is the source of this 588-nucleotide messenger RNA. RefSeq lists its product as uncharacterized. The record is from RefSeq and is a predicted model, not a curated record. The transcript is spliced from 3 exons. NCBI's taxonomy places the organism in Eukaryota, Metazoa, Arthropoda, Insecta, Hemiptera, Aphididae. The coding region runs from base 1 to 588 and encodes 195 amino acids.
AUGUCGGGCAAGCAAGGAGAAGAAAAGAAAGAAGAAAAGAAAGUUACAGAAAUGGGUUUUACGCCAACUCCACGACCCGGUGGUUUCUUGAAAAUCAAAUUAGAUGUAAAAGAGAAGAAGAAUAAAGUACUCCAAUUCGAUCAAUACCAAAAUAUCAUAAGCAGAGUAGAGGAUAUGGAAAAGAAUAAAUUUAAAACUGAAAAGUCCGUCGUUAAAAAUCCAGUGGCACCAACAAUAACACCGAUAAGAAGUUUAAAUUUGCCAAAAAUUUCUCAGGAAUCGCUAUUUGACAAAUGUCUAAUUGAGAAUGAAGAUGGACAAGCGCAAAAUGAUUACGAAAAAUGGUUGGACGAAACUGCCCCAGCUAAUGACACCAAUCUCAUGGAUAAUCUUGAAGAAGCGAUCAAUUUUAUUGUACUAUUGGCAUCAAAACCAGAGGCAGACUCCAGCGAUUUCGAUGAAAUGCAAGCUAUUUCAGUAGUACAAUUUUUACGCACUAUUAAAUCACCUAAUGGUCAAUAUGAGCCUAACAAUCUACGAUUGAUGGAGUAUAUCGACAAAAAAGGAGAAGAAUUUCACAAAAAAUAA